This is a messenger RNA of Ilex paraguariensis (yerba mate), 948 nucleotides long. The record is from the annotation of a GenBank genome assembly. Lineage: Eukaryota; Viridiplantae; Streptophyta; Magnoliopsida; Aquifoliales; Aquifoliaceae.
AUGGAAAUUCAAUACUUUUUCAUUUUGAUCCUGCUUGUUCCACCAGCUUCUGUUAUUUCUCAUUCCGCAGCAUUCCAGAACUUCCCUUCCUAUGUCCGCUCAUUUUCAGCUCAAGAGCCUUUCGUAAAAGGUGCUUAUAGGCUCGGCAAACCACUGAUUGGAGAUGACAGGAGGGUUUAUACUUGUUCUGGGAUGAACUUGUUUGCCUUUGAAAGCAAUGGUUCUAUGGCUUGGACAAUAGUUCUCAAUUAUACAUGCAAUGUUGGUAUAGCUCCAGUUCGAGGGGGUGCAAGAAAGUUAUUGGUCAUUUAUUGGCAGAUAUAUUUGGUUGCAGAAAACAGAGUAUUGAAAAUCAAUUUGUUGAAUAUCGGAACUUCUGAUUCUGCUGCAGAAGUAUUCUUUGGUCCAGAACCUGGCACAGAGAGACCGGGUGAAAUUAUUGGAAUAUCCGUAAGCACAUCGAGUUCUUGUGUACUUAUCAAUAUUAAGAAUAGAGGGCUUUUUGCAUACAGAUUGCAUGGACAGCUGCUCUGGAGUGCUGGCCCAGUGCUUUAUCAAUCGGGCUAUCGUCAAGGUUGUAGGAAAAAUGUUACUGAUUGUUAUUUUACUUCAGUCCCUGUGAUUGAUCAGUGCGAAGCUAGUAUAUAUAUCUCAAAUACCGGAGGAGAACUCUACGCAUUGUCUGUUCACAGUCCGCAUUUCAAAUGGAUUCAGGAUUUGAGUUCAUUUGGCAAGAUUUUCACUGUUACUCCGGGAAACAAUGGCCGCUUGUAUGUUACUGUAGCAGUUAGAGCUCUUGUGCUGGCGCUAGAUGUCUCUAGUGGAACUGUUCUGUGGCAGGGAAAUAUUGGGCCAUUAAGUUCUACAGAUAUUGCACCAGUUGUUGAUUCUAACGGUAAUUUGAUGGCCUGUAGAAUAAGAUCCAUUAUGAAAUUGAGAAAAUGUUGA